AUGACUUCGAUAUUCUCUCGCGCCGCGGCGAGUGGCACUAUUGAGCCUCCUCUGCCGCAGGCUGUUGGAUAUGUGGUCGUCGUGCUCAUCGGCUUCCUCAUUGCCUUUAUCAUGAUAUUUGUCACCUACCUGCUCAAGAGGACAGUGGGUGAGGACAAUAGGACGACAGAAAUGUUCAUGACUGCGAACCGCCGGGUUGGCACCGGGUUGACAGCCUCAGCGGUCAUAUCAAGCUGGCUGUGGAGUACGGCGAUGCUGGGGAGUACCCUCGUAGGAUACAACUACGGAAUUGCGGGUCCUUUCUGGUUUGCUGCUGGAUGUUCCCCCAUGAUCGUCUUUUUUGCAGUAUUGGGCAUCGCAUGCAAGAUGCGAAUUCCAGAGGCUCACACGCUCUUGGAAAUCGUCAGAAUAAGAUACGGCAACGUUGCGCACAUAGUCUGGAUCGCACUUUGUCUCAUCAACAACAUCAUUGCCGUUGCGAAUAUGUUGCUUGGAGCAAGCGCAGCCAUAUCAGCUUUGACCGGAAUGCCAGUGGUAGCCGCUAUCUUCUUGUUGCCGGCGAGUGUUGUUCUGUAUACAUUUGUCGGUGGCAUCAAGGCCACUUUCUUGACAGAUUAUUUCCACACUUUCAUCAUCACCAUUAUAAUCUGCUACUUCACCAUUGCGACAUUUUCAGUCCCUGAGAUAUCCUCCCCAGGCCAUCUCUUUGAUCUCGUCGUCAAGGCAGGACAGGCUCAUCCUGUCGCAGGAAAUCAUAACGGGUCUUACCUAACAAUGGCAAGCAAAGAUGCAAUUCUUUUCGGCAUUAUCCACAUCCUCGCCAAUUUUGGUCUGGUCAUCAUGGACACCGGCUUCUUCACAAAAGCCUUCAGCGCGGCGCCACAGGCCGUAGUCCCAGGAUACAUCAUCGGCGGUAUCGCCUACUUUGCCAUCCCCUGGUGUCUGGGCACACUGAUGUCCCUCUCCGCUCUCGGCCUCGAGGCAAUCCAGUCCCCCCGAUUCCCAACGUACCCAGAUCGUAUGUCAGCGGUCGAAAUUUCCAACGGCCUUGUCCUCCCGUACGCGGCCGUCGCCAUAGCAGGAAAAGGAGGCGCCGCCGCAGUGCUGCUCAUCACAUUCAUGGCAGUCACCUCAACCAUCUCGGCCCAGGUCAUCGCCGUCUCGAGCAUCAUCACCUUCGACAUCUACCGGCAGUACCUCAACCGCGGCGCGACGGACCGCGACGUCAUCCGCUGGAGCCACGUCGGCGUCGUCAUCUUCGGCGUCUUCUCCGCCGCCUUCUCGACCGCCCUGUACUACGGCAGCGUCGACCUCGGCUGGACGCUGUACAUGCUGGGCGUGCUCACCUGCCCGGGCAUCUUCCCCACCACCUUCACCAUCCUCUGGAGGAAGCAGUCCAAGGCCGCCGCCACCGUCUCGCCCCUGCUGGGCCUCGCCACGGGGCUCGCCGUCUGGCUGGGCUCGGCGCAGGCGCUCUACGGCGAGAUCUCCAUCGCAGCCACGGGUGCGACCCUGCCUUGUGUUUACGGCACCACGGCCUCGGCGCUGAGCCCUGCGCUGUAUUCUGUCGUGAUCUCCCUCGUGCGUCCGGCCAAAUACGACUGGGCUGAGUUCCGGAAGGAAAGGCUUCUCUUUGACAAUCACAGCACCACCCGGGGUCAGAACCCGAGGGUGCCCGAGUCCCACGUGGAGGUCACAUCGUCAUAUACCGAUGAUCGGGCGAGCCUCAAGCACUGGGGCGUCAUCGCGAGUGCCUGGGCCCUCGCUACCUUCUUUGGCCACUGGGUCUUGUGGCCGCUGCCGAUGUACGCGGCCAAGUACAUCUUCAGCCGCCAGUUCUUCGCCGCCUGGGUGGUCAUAUCCAUCAUCUGGGUCUGGGGAACAAUGCUUGUUGCUGGCUUCUUCCCCAUUAUAGACGGCAGGAAACAAAUAUCCCUCGUAUUCAAAGGCUUCAGGCUUGGAAAAGAAAAGACUGCCACGCCUGUGGAGUCUUCCAGCAGCCGGGAGGGUACUAUCUCCGAGGUAAAGAAAACCGAGGAUGGAGUUGAGUUGAAGUCGUGA
This is a messenger RNA of Diaporthe citri, 2061 nucleotides long. RefSeq lists its product as uncharacterized. The transcript is spliced from 4 exons. Gene Ontology annotation, biological process: urea transmembrane transport. Gene Ontology annotation, molecular function: urea transmembrane transporter activity. The record is from RefSeq and is a predicted model, not a curated record. Gene Ontology annotation, cellular component: plasma membrane. Lineage: Eukaryota; Fungi; Ascomycota; Sordariomycetes; Diaporthales; Diaporthaceae. Bases 1 to 2061 code for a protein of 686 amino acids.